Messenger RNA from Diachasmimorpha longicaudata, 7614 nucleotides. RefSeq names its product grainy head (gene Grh). Bases 839 to 4510 code for a protein of 1223 amino acids. Gene Ontology annotation, biological process: regulation of transcription by RNA polymerase II. Gene Ontology annotation, molecular function: RNA polymerase II cis-regulatory region sequence-specific DNA binding; DNA-binding transcription activator activity, RNA polymerase II-specific. The transcript is spliced from 15 exons. The record is from RefSeq and is a predicted model, not a curated record. Gene Ontology annotation, cellular component: nucleus. Lineage: Eukaryota; Metazoa; Arthropoda; Insecta; Hymenoptera; Braconidae.
GUCUAUCUCGAUGAGAAGAGAACUCUGUGGUGCGCGCGACGAGGUUUAGCUUCUUUGGUAUGAGAAUAUUCUUUCAUCAUUUUGUUAAUGAAAAUAAUGGUUUUUCAAUUAAUGGAGUGACUGAUGGAGGAUUUGAUCCAGUGAUAUUUUAGUAUUUGACAGUUGAUUAGUUUAUUUUCACCAUUGGCAGUGAUACCGAGCAAUUGAUAUUGUGACUGGUACCGGGUUCUCAGUGUUUGGUUACGAGGCUGAGAAAGACGCCUCGCGGAUUAAGAUUAACACGACAAUCGUAUACUUGAUGUGAUUGAUCUGUGAAGUGAGUGAUUGGUAAGAGUGAACAUUUUUCAGGAAUACACUGACAUAAUUUGAGAUUAGGUAACGAGUGCGUGUGUGUGUGUGGGUGUGUAGGUGAGGGAGAUGGGGAACUGGUAGAUAUUGGAUGAAGAACCGGUGACAAGAACCGCUGAGAUGUGAUCCGGAAGUAGAGAUAUACUUUUGGUAGUUUGUAGUUUACUUCCCCCCUUUCAUACAGUCAUUCCCUCACUUAGCUUCAUCCAAAUAUUGCUAUUACGUGAAUGCCUGAAGGAAAAAUAAGCACUGAACACUCGAUGAUGCCGUGCGACGCUCACCAGAAGACACCAAAAGUUUCACAACGCACCAAGUAGAUGUUAACAUCCGUGUCUUUUCCAUGACUCCUACAAAACGUGCCAUAACGUCCAGCCAGCUGUGAUAUAAUAAGGAAAAGAUACGGUGGUGUUUUUGCAAGUUUGAAGAAUCUUUUGAUUUUUCAUCUAUUUCUUCUUUUUUUUUAAACUCCUGAAGACUUUAAUAAACGAGGAUGUCAACUUGCACGGACGACGACACUGGGCUACACAUGCAGGAGGCCCUGUCACCGGUGCACGAGGGCCCGAUAUCACCCGCAUCCUCAUGCUUGAGCAGCCAGAAUCAAAACGAUAACGAUCAGGUUUUACUCGCAACAAUGCAACCAGUCAGUGUUAUCGAUCUCCACGAGAGCGAUCAUGCGCUUCAUCACAAGUACAAUAAUCACCACACAACGCGUCAUCAGAGCAAUCAUCACGAUGAUGAUCAAAUUCAGAGGGAUGAUGAUGCUAAUGGACGCGUAAGUCCAGAAGGCAAUCCAACCAAUUUGGGCCACAAGAUGAUUGAUCUUAUUUAUAAUGAUGGGCAGAAAACGGUUAUGUACACACACGACAAGGAGAUUAUAUACGAAAGUGAGGCGGAUAGGGUCCAGGUGGUGGAGUAUCCACCACCACCACCCUCACCCUCACCACCACCAACACCACAGGGUGUUAGGAAUAGUCUGAUUGGAACGAGUCGUCAUCAGACAUCAACGACACUUCAUCUACAUCAUUAUCCAGGUCUUCAGCUGCAGCACGAUGAUGAUCUACCGAGGGGAGUGGGGGCAGUGAAUUCAGUUCCUUCAAACACUACAACAACGGUUCUCGUACUAUCCGAGCUUGUUGCUGCAGAUCCGACUGCUGGUGGAACUCCACUUGGAUUGGGGACACCUUCGCUCAUUCGGUCUGGAAGACGCAGCCGCUCAUCAUCGGACUGUGAGUCAAAUGUGGUGUCCGUUGUUGAUCAGAAUUACGGUGGUGUAACAAGCCGCGAGGUACCAGUGAACGAGGACGAGGAUCCUCAGCAUCACGCAGUUCAGCAUAAUCAGGACGAUACUGACGAGGCGCAGAAGCGGGUUGCGGCCGUGCAGGUGCAGGUGCAGGGUAUGGAGGGCGAUUGGAGGGCAUACUGCGAGCAUCCACUGUCGGUAGCAACCGCGGCGAUGCUCAAUCUCCAACAGCAGCAUCAGGUUACUGCUGUUGCUGGACAUCCGGAUGAACAGACGGUGCCUUAUGUCUACGAGUAUUAUAAAUUGCCGGAUAAAUCGGCUGAUGUUAAGUUGCCGCCGUCGCAUGAGCUGUGGACUACGGGUGUAAUGGGCCAGAAGCUGCUUGUACAAGAGAGCCCAUCAAAUCGUAUUGAAAAUACCGGAGGUGAGACAACAGGUAGUGGUGAGCUUCAUCACUUCCUGCAUCAAUACAAUCAGCAAUCACCGAGUCCAAAUCAAAGUCUUCAGGGUAAUGGUGGCAGUCUACCGCUUCCUCUGAGUCCUCAAUCAUUGCGUCAUGAUGGCAAUACAACAUCGAGUGGUUUGACUGGGGUCAAGAGGGAGCCGGAAGAUCUUAGCUCGUCUCGUACAGGUCAGCAAUCCAGUAAACGGCACAAACAGGCACAACCGGAUAGUCCAACGCCACCUGGAAUGUAUCAUCAUCAUCAGCAUCAACUUCAGGUACAACAGUACGGAAGUCCGUAUGAUCCAUACUCAUCCUGCAGCCCUCGGCUACAGUCAACGGCGUACGGCACAUCAACUUCGGCGAGUGGAAAUACCAAUGCACAGGGGAGCCUCCACCAGGAAGGGACAGCUGUCUAUGUCACGGGAGAUGCACUACCAGCUCUUGCAUCAUCGAGUUCCACAGCUUUACCUACGACAACAUCGUCCUACACCAGAUACGAAGUUGUCCCAAGUUCUUACGCUACGACACACGCGAUAAGAUCGUCAUCCAGCAGCAGCAAAGUUCUCACUGUUGAUUUACCGAGUCCGGAUUCCGGAAUCGGAGCUGAUGCUGUCACACCGAGACAAGAUCAUCAUCCCCCAACCGCGCUACAUCAGUCAUCAUUCGACUACACGGAAUUGUGCCCUGGUGGCACCACAAGCAGUACAGCUGUUGUUCUUGAGAGUGGUGCUGUUAUUCAUCAUCAACCUCUUCAACUUCAGCUUCAACAGGGACACACACAGAAUCAAGUACCACGUAGUCUUGUUGGGGCUGGCACACCUAAUCCAAGUGCUACACCAACACCACCUAGAUCCCGUCCAUGGCAUGAUUUUGGGAGGCAAAAUGAUGCUGAUAAAAUUCAAAUACCAAAAAUAUACUCUGCGUAUGGAUUUAAAUAUCACUUGGAAUCGCCCAUCAGCACAUCACAGCGAAGAGAAGACGACAGAAUAACGUAUAUCAAUAAAGGUCAAUUUUAUGGAAUAACGUUGGAUUAUGUACCAGACCCGGAUAAACCUCUACUCAAGGCCGGUCAGACUGUAAAGAGUGUGGUAAUGCUCAUGUUUCGUGAGGAGAAGAGCCCCGAGGACGAGAUAAAAGCUUGGCAAUUCUGGCACGGCAGACAGCACUCAGUGAAGCAACGAAUUCUCGAUGCAGAUACGAAAAACAGCGUUGGACUGGUUGGCUGUAUUGAGGAAGUUGCUCAUAAUGCUAUUGCCGUUUAUUGGAAUCCGUUGGAGUCUUCGGCGAAGAUUAAUGUAGCUGUGCAGUGUCUGAGUACUGAUUUCUCAAGUCAAAAGGGAGUUAAAGGAUUGCCGUUGCACAUUCAAGUUGAUACUUAUGAAGAACCACCAUCGCCUCACAGCCAUGGUUACACACCACCUUCACACAGGGGUUAUUGUCAGAUAAAAGUUUUCUGCGAUAAGGGUGCUGAGCGAAAAACAAGGGAUGAGGAGAGAAGAGCGGCCAAGAGAAAGAUGACGGCGACCGGAAGAAAGAAACUUGAUGAAUUGUAUCACUCAGUAACUGAGAGAAGUGAAUUCUACACUAUGGCAGAUUUGCAUAAGCCACCAGUGCUAUUUUCACCGCCUGCUGAGCAUUCAAUCGAUAAGUUUUCAACAAUGGAAUUGUCUGGUUUUUACGGUGGUGGAAAUGGAGGUGGUGACACAGACACCUCAUCCCUAUCUAAUGGCGAAGGUGGUGGAAUAAAAACAGGGGCAAGCAGUCCCUACCCCGGCUGCGGUCGACCAAGUCUCCCAGCGCUCAAAUUUCACAAUCACUUCCCCCCGGAUAACCUGACAACCCUUCACGACAAGAAAGACUCCCUGUUGAUGCAGGUGCAGGAGCUCCAGGGGACAGUUCUCCAGAGUGUCCCCCAGGGCCCCUUAACAACUGGCACCCUUGUCUCGGGCGUUGGCAAUCGUCUACACCUCCAGCAUCAACAGCCAACAAAUCAUCUUCGCACGUCAGACGGUGAAGAUCGUGUUAUGCUGUAUGUCAGACAGGAGUCGGAAGACGUCUAUACACCUCUUCAUGUGGCACCACCGACAGUUCAGGGACUGCUCAACGCUAUUGAGUCAAAGUACAAAAUUGCAUCCUCGAGUAUUAAUAAUCUCUAUCGCAAAAACACAAAGGGAAUUACAGCGAAAAUUGAUGACGACAUGGUACGCUAUUACGUGGACGAGGAUCUCUUUCUCCUCGAAGUGAGUCACUCCCCGCACCAAGAGCACGAUAGGAAUCCCAGUAAUCCUGGAUCACCCGGUGAUCCUGACGAUCCAAACGAAUCAACACCAAUUGGGUAUGACGUGACACUCAUUGAAUUGCCACCGGUUCAGUCACAACUUCCGCCACCUCCAUCGCCUAUAUCAGUUAGUCAUGGGAAUCCCCAUGCUCAUGUUCACGGACAUAAUCCACACAUCCACGAGGUGACGAAUACGUGAAUUUGAGGGAAUGAAAUUACUGAAUUUAUUUUGUAAAUAGAGGUCAUCUGAACAGGUAGCAAUUGACAAUUGUUUGAUGAGUACUUAUGCAACAUAAUUACGAUGUUUUGAUGAUAAUGAUGUUAUGAUUAACGUUUUUGUUCGUUGUUGAAUGUAUGUUAUCUUCAUAGUUGACUGUUGAACAUUCCUUUUCGAUUCAUGGAUAUCCAAGUAUCGUUCACAGUUUACUACGUACCACUCCAUGUAUUCAACGCUUUUCAAUCGUCAAGUUUGACAAUGAUAUUGCGUUAGAAGAAUUGAAAACAAAAAAUAGAAAUAUUUCGCGUUCAAAUUACAUUUCGUACUGACAUGAAAUCUAUUUCUGGGAAAAUUCUGAUAAUUAAUAUAUUUUUUACGGAAAGCUGAUUGAUUGUAAAUUACUAUUAGCGAAUUCUCAUAAUUUUUAAGGAUUUCCAUCUUAAAUUAUUUCAUUGAUUUACCUUCAAAACUAAGAUUUAGAAUUUUUCCUAUAUUUUUCAAUUGUUUGUAUUAUUUCGUUAAUCUUUCUGCUGAACUUGGCUUUCUCAUUUGUUUUAACAAAUUGACAAAAUAUUUUCUGACAAUAUUGAGAUCCCCACUGAGGUCUUCAAACUUUAAAUUAUAAAAUAAUUGAUAAAUAUACCGGUCACAUGACGGGUCUGAUGUUUGAUUACAAAAAUAGAAGAGUCGUUGAGGAAAGAAAUAAUACCCGACAUACUUGGAUAUUCUUAAUCAUAUAAAUUAUCAUGGGAAGUUUAAGACGGAAAAAUAAUCAUCAGAAUUAAUUGAUUGAUGAUGCGUGAUCCAGUGAUUUGAGUGCCGUUUUAGGCAUACGAUUCUUGACCGUUAAAAACGGAUUGUAAGAAUCGUGGAGAGGAACUUUUGAGGGAGGGACUGGGGCAAUUGGCAGAGCGAACCAAGAUUUAAACUCAAGCUCCUAAAUUAAAUUGCCAUCGAUGAAGCCUGAGCUUCUCCUUCUUCAUGUGGAUUGAUCAAUCAAAAUUGAUUUGAGCUUUAUUUGCGUUAAUAUUUGAACGAAAUCGUACCCAGUUUUUAUAUACGUAAAAGAAAGAUAAUAACAAAUUAAGAGCAUGGAAACUCACAUUUUCAUGGUUUUAAGAGAAUGGUUAAUGUUUGUGCAUGAGAGUAAUAGUCUAAUUAAGGUCAAAUAGUUAUGUUUUUUUCAUCAAGUAAAGUCGAUUUAUAAUUUUAUGGACUCUUCUGUGGACAAUUGCCAUUGUUUUUGCCAACAAUUGAAUUAUUUUAGAGCAACAUUGCAUACAGCAUGAUAGCAUCAUCUCUCGCCUGUGCAUGUUCAGUAGUGAAAAGAUAAAAUAAGGAUCAACUGAUAAUCUAACUAAUUGUAAUAUUUUGAUUACAUGAGCCAAUCAGUUCUAGAUACGAUCAAGUGGUGGAACGAGAUGAAUAAUUCACGUGGAGAUUCAGUUUCGGGGAAAUAUCUGGAGGUCUGACGGAAAUGGCGGAAUUUUUAUCAAAAUCUUUUUUGUAGAGAAUUGCAAAAGCCACAAAAAAAAACCUGACGAAAAUACCAUCAUGUCCACAAGAUUUAGAGAUAUUACCUUAUGAGCAACUGAACUGGCGUUCAUGCUUUCGCAAUCCAUUCAUUUCAUUCCUCUACUUGCAUUGAAAUUCUAUAAUUAAUUAUAAUGGAUAAAAAAGCCAUGGCAUAUGCCCGAAUCUUGCCUUAAUUCCCCCUCCCCAUAUCUCACCGUGCCACUCGUGUAUGUGUUAGCCAUUAAUGUAGGUAAAAAUGAAAAAAUCAGGCAAUAAGAUCGUGACGUUGUGAACGUCGAGGUAAUUACUUUUAAGCAAUUAGUCUACGCUAGAUAUUUUAUAUAUAUUAUAUAUAUGAAUUAUAUAUAUGUAUGUUUGUAAUAAACACAACGACAAAGAUUGAAUCGGUUUUGUAUGGCUGAAGAGAAAAAAAAUUAAUGGAAAAAUUGAGGAAGAGUGAGCGAUAACUAAACAAUAUGUCUCUAUUUUUAUGAAAAAUAAAUAAUGAAAAAAUGGUCAUCAUUCGAACAUUUUUAGACAAUUUUGUUCUAUUAUUAUUUUUUAAACAUGACGAAAAAAAACAAUGAUGACAAUUUAGAAACUGGCCUUAACAUAUUAUUCGACUGUAAUACGUACAACACGUACAAUUGUUAUUUCUGUUGUAUUCUGUGAGGAAUAGGAAAAUAUGCCUGCAUGUUUGCGAAAAUUGAUGGCGCGUGAGAGUAUGCUAGAGAGCAACGAUGAAUAAAACAACGUUAGGAUUAGAAACAAAAUUAUAGAAUUACGAUAAUAGAAAACGAGUCAAAAAUCAUUUGAUGGAGUUGAUAUGAAGUUUGUGAAAGAGAUUAGUAAUUUUAACAGAGAAGUAAAAUAAAGAUAAAGUACAUGACAAAUUGCGGAAUUGGAAGAAAAAUAUCGUUGAUAGUUGAUGAAAUGUAGUUGACAACGGAUCUCUUACGUACGCAUUGCAUUAUCACAAUGUUGAAAAAUAUAUCAGAGUUGGCAAGAAACCACUGCGACUGUUUGGAGAUCUCAGAGAUAUUCAUAAUGAUUAAUUACCCAUUGACGAGAUCGAUUGAUUAAUCAUUUGAUUUUUGUACUUAAUUGUGUUUCAAGCCCAACUCUGAUGUAAUUUUCAACAUUCCCUCAUUUAAUUUCACAAUAACAUUUAAUCGCAGUGGGUUUAUCAUAACUUAAUUAAUAGUAUUUAGGCCCUUGCCAUUUAAAUGGAGCUGUUUUGUUUUUCAUUAAUUAUUAUUAUCUAGUUUUGACGAGAGAAAUCAUUCAUUUUCAUUGUAACUGAUCAAUGCGUAUCCUCAAGACAAGAAGACAAGAAAUAUUAUAGAAUAAGGUAUCACAAGAGAGUUAUGAGAGAAAGAAAGAGAGAGAUAUUUGGGAUAAAUGAAAGUGAACAAAAGAGACAGUUGAUAGCAAGAUGAAAUAUGUUUUCUUUUUUGAAUUUUUGUUUAUCGCAACGUCUUGCCAUCGUGAGAUUGUGCCAGAGGUGAUAUUAUAUUAUUACGAUGUUCAAUACCACAAUAAAAUACUAUAUUAGUACGUUUUAUAAAAAA